GCUAUACCUGCAAAGGGCUUAGCGCAAUUCAUCACUUGUUGCGCGCGCAAACAUCAACGCAAGGGAACGUUUGUGCUCGAACUCGACAAGCACGUUCACCCCCGUUUGUUCGCCUUCUCCAUCGUCGAACAGCGGUGUUCGUUCUGUCAAUGAAUGCCCUGCAUUCAGUUCCUGGCCGCUUCAGGUAGACCAUGCCGCUCACUUGUCCUUCUUCAUCUGCGAUAUCCGCGACUACCCAUCUGGAAUUCAACUACUUUGCAGUCUGCAUGGCUUGCCCCGACCAAUUGCCGGCCAUUUACCGCCGCGAGCGCGUUGAGAUCUAAAUCAGAGGCCGUACUGCGCGCCCUAGACGGAUCUGCCCAGAAACUCUACGCGAUAGAGGUCUGGAGGCCUGCCUUCGAUGCACGAACAAAACCUGGCUCGGCCUCAACAGAGGCUACCCUGUCACUCCGACGCAUUUUGACAGGCUAUCUCCACAGCGCGACUGGCUCCGCCCGAGGAACACCGCAGGAAGCUUUCAAGUUAUCGACAUUGGAGACAGAGUUCCUGGAGGGUCAAGGCUUCUCCCAGGACAAUAUUUUGCAAUGGGCUGCGAGCUUGACUGACAGUGACUCCCUUUCGGCCGCCAAUAUCUUUAGACCAGGACAGCCCAGAGCCCCGCUCUUCCUUGUGCUGCUCUACCUCCGUCGCAGGCGUAUCAGGCGAGCAGCUUUAGGGUUACUGAUCCAGCACAUCGACGCCAGGUUGCGAGACGAGCAUAUAAGUUGGCAGUCCCUCAAAAGCCUUGUGACACGGCUCGUCCGACAUGCACGCCUGAUAUGGCCUGAAUCCAUACCUUGGAUUGCCCAUCUUUUCACCGCUCAAGCCAAGGGCAUGCUUGACGGGAGCACAAAUCACGGACAUAGUGCCAUGCCGGUCUCCGAUUUGACGCUCUUUUGCAAUCGGCUACUCUCGCUUCUUUCGGCGCCUGCGAGUUUGAACCCAAUAAAAUCUGCUGCCCACCAACAAAAGGCUCAGUCCCACGUGCUUAGCUUCAUGGCUACCCACGACCCACCAAUUCCUGUAACAAAAACCGGCUUCUACGCAACCAUACGAACGCAGCUGGCGCAUCCGAAGACAGCGCAGGAACGCGACUGGGCCCAGCUCAAAAGUGCAAGUUGGCCGCCGUGGAUCCGAGAACGAACGGCCAUGGACGAGGACAAGGAUUACCUCUACGGUGUUUCUAGGGCGGCUCGUAUCAUACAUCGUAUGCGUGAGGCAGGUUAUGGAAACGAUAUGUGGCUCCAGCUUGCACAAGUGUAUGCCGGAUGGGACACCGACCUCAGUCCGACAAUCCAAACGAGGACGUUGUUAUGCGGUAUUCCCACGUCCCUCAAGAGCCGCGAACGUUUCGAAAGGCUUCUUUGGGCAGCCCGCGUGCGAACCACCCGGACCAAAAGAGAGGCAUGGGCAUGCUUUCUGGAGAGUGAGACUUCGGGCGUUGGACCCUGCCAGGAAGUCUAUCUGGCCAUGUUCGAGAAGUUGGUGUAUCCGGAAAUAGUCCGACGGGGACCAGAUGAAGGUGGGCAUGGCCAGCCUGCGGAAUCUGAUAUGCCUCUACCAGGAGACGCCUUGGAGGUCUCACCUGAACCACCGUCAGCCACCGACUUGGUCCAUAUUGCCGAGCCGAUACCAUCAUAUGAGCGACUCUAUCACCGAAUGAGGAAGCAAGGAGUCCGCCUUAAGCCAAGGGCUGUAGCCUUUCUCGUGGAGAACGCACCCGACAUCCACCUCGUGUUGGAUGUAUUGCGACUUAGCCAAGAUGAAUUCCAGGGAAAUGUGCGGCGGCUAUUGGAUGGCUCUAUAUUUCGUCGGGAAAGCCUAGUACUCCCAGAGUACUUUGUGGCCGCUGUGACCCGGGCACUUUGCCGAUUUGGUCGUUUCACGCAUCAUCCCUCUGCCUUCCCGGUUUUGUCUUCUGAGACGGAAAAUGAAGGUCGAUUACAGGAAGACCCACUGUACCGUCUGGAGUAUACAUAUAAACUUCUUGUCCAUUUUCGACCCCGGCAUGAACCGACUUGGCGAGCUUACAUACACACACUGCUCUUUAGCCCAUGGGAUGCCACCGAGUAUAAGACUUUGGUUCAGUACUCGAUUCUACGCGAAAUUCUGAGGCACAUGCUUGAGGGUGGGAUCGAUGUGGAGGAGGAGGUGUUUAAAGCGGUUUGCAGGGCGCUUGGCAAGGUUGCAAUGUUGGAUCUGGACCAGUCCGCCCUACACGACAUUGCCAACGGAGACUUCGUCGCUUCUGAAUCCCGCCGCAUUCGCACAUUGUUUCGUGAUCUGGUCGGUGGUACUGUGGACCCCCUUACUCACCGGCCUCUCGAAUUGAUGAGCCCGCUGACGCCACACGUGCCCGGCCCGGCAACGCUUCAUGUAUAUGUUCGUGCGCUCGGCGCGUUCCAUGACUAUGAAGGAUUGUAUUCCUUCAUCACCUGGGUUGCCGACAACGGCCCUGCCCUCUCGGCCCGCGUGAAUGCGCAUCGCACUGGAAGGAAGGAUAUGGGGCGGGUACUGAUUGCCAUCCGAGCUGGGCUGGAGGGAAAGUUGGGUAAGGGGCGGGGAAAAGCGCCUGCAGAGCUCUUGCAGCUUGCCAAAACCCAAAUUGAGAGCGUGAAGGUGGAAGGUUGGGUCGGAUGGCCAUCUGAUGAACAGCUGGAGUCUUAUCUGCAUGGGCGAACGGGAGGUGGAUUGAAAGCCUACAGUCCUGCACCCCUUCUCUACCAGCCUACUCCCGUUCAUUAACCGCUACCUGUACGUUGACUGCAGGUGUACUGCUUCCUUUCACGUCUGACUGGUCAUCAUCUCCUUACACGUACCGUGUGGGUUAGAUCACCUAUGUCAGCGCAGUCCAUUGGCUACAAUCCAAUCAAAGCCAUCGAAACAUGGGAUUGAGGCUUAUUAUACCUGGACAGAGGUGCUGUUAAUCCAAUAAUGACGGUUGCUAUACCCGUGCGAUCUCCAGCCGGUCAGUUAGACGGUGGACUUCUGCAGGAUAUAGUCGUAGAUAGAGGUGUGUAUAUACUUUAGAUGGACAA
Westerdykella ornata is the source of this 3077-nucleotide messenger RNA. RefSeq lists its product as uncharacterized. The transcript has 2 exons. Lineage: Eukaryota; Fungi; Ascomycota; Dothideomycetes; Pleosporales; Sporormiaceae. The coding region runs from base 154 to 2784 and encodes 876 amino acids. The record is from RefSeq and is a predicted model, not a curated record.